Salvelinus namaycush (lake trout) is the source of this 2653-nucleotide messenger RNA. Its product is annotated as putative adhesion G protein-coupled receptor E4P. The transcript has 14 exons. NCBI's taxonomy places the organism in Eukaryota, Metazoa, Chordata, Actinopteri, Salmoniformes, Salmonidae. Bases 1 to 1746 code for a protein of 581 amino acids. Gene Ontology annotation, cellular component: membrane. Gene Ontology annotation, molecular function: G protein-coupled receptor activity. The record is from RefSeq and is a predicted model, not a curated record. Gene Ontology annotation, biological process: cell surface receptor signaling pathway; adenylate cyclase-activating G protein-coupled receptor signaling pathway.
AUGUAUGUGCUGUGUAGUGUCGAUCCAGUACUGACCUGUGACCAGGUCAAAGCGGAUCAGACUCCUGGACAGACUGUCCCAGGGUUAGCUGGUCUCCUGUCUCUGAUGAGGAAAAGCUGUCUGGCGUUAAGUAACUCUGGGGACGCAGCCGGAAGGAGACUGUCUGGAGAGGUGUUACUGGAGAAUGUCUUCACAGAGAUAGACAGUCUCCUGUCUCAAGGUAUCCUAAGCAACAGCAGGGAGGUGAGUGGGUUGCUAGGCGCCGUGGAGGACACCUUGAUGCUCAUUGGGCCACAGCUCAGAGACACCCACACCACCAUGGAAACAGACCACACAGAGGCAGAGCUUGCAGUGAGGAGGGGACAGACUCCGCCCACUGGGCCAAUCAGCCUGGCCAAUGACAAAGCUCGACUGGACACCAGCUGGGAGACAGCCACCGGCAACGGGACGUACCCAGGUUUCACUCUGGUUGGGUUGGUGUGUUACAAGACAGUGGAGAGAUCUGUCAACAACUCCUUCCAGUACCUCACUGACACAGACAGAGACACAGCAAACACCACAGCAUCAAAGCCUAGCUACCAGAUCAGUUCCAAGGUUGUAACAGCUCUCGUCAGUAACCCAGCAACAGAACACCUCGCCCAGCCUGUCAUCCUCACCUUCAAACAUCUACAGGUGAGGGCGGAGUCAGCGGAGAUGAACUAUACCUGUGUGUUCUGGUCGGAGGGGCGUGUCCAUGAAGAGGGAGGGGCGUGGUCAAGGCGUGGCUGUACCAAAGUCACGUCUAACGCUACACACACUGUGUGUUCCUGUACCCACCUUAGCAGCUUUGCUGUUCUCAUGGCCCUCUACCCUGUAAAGCACACCUUUGAGUUGCGUCUGUUGACGUGGCUGGGUCUGUCGGUGUCUGUGGUGUGUCUGUUGCUGUGCAUCCUGACUUUCUGGCUGUGUCGGUCCAUCCAGGGGACACGCACCACCAUCCACCUCCACCUCUGUGUCUGCCUCUUCAUCGCUGACCUCGUCUUCCUCAUCGGCAUCUCUCACACACAGAGCAAGGGAGGAUGUAGGGUUGUAGCAGGUCUCCUCCACCUGUUCUUCCUAGGAUCCUUUAGUUGGAUGUUGUUAGAGGGGGUUCAGCUCUACCUCAUGGUGGUCCUGGUCUUCAACACUACCAUAAGACCUCUGUACCUGUAUGCUGUGGGAUAUGGACUGCCACUGGUUGUUGUCAUCAUCUCUGCUAUCACCUACCCAGAUGGAUACGGUACCACACAGCACUGUUGGUUGUCUCUGGAGAGAGGAUUCAUCUGGAGUUUCUUCGGCCCAGUGUGCACCAUCAUCACUCUCAACGUUUUCUUCUUCAUCAUCACUGUCUGGAGGCUGGCCCAGAAGUUCUCUAGUCUCAACCCUGACCUCUCCAACCUACGCAAGAUCAAGGUGUUCACAGUGACAGCAGUGGCCCAGCUGUGUGUGUUGGGUACUAUGUGGAUAUUUGGAGUGUUCCAGUUCCAAGAGGCGGGGACAGUGGUCAUGACAUAUCUCUUCACUAUCCUCAACUCUCUACAGGGAGCCCUGCUGUUCAUCAUGCACUGCCUACUGAACAAAACGGUUAGAGAGGAGUAUUGCAAGCUGCUGUCCUGUAUCUGCACACCACAGAAGAAGAGAUACUCAGAGGUCAACACUACCAACCCUUCUUCCAGCCAAUCCCAGGGGUCAAGGAGCGCCACAAACAUGGGGGUGUCGCAGAUAUGAUGUCACCAAACCCCCACCACGCAUCUCUUUACCCCUCCUCCCAUGACAAAUGUUCCCACUAGAUGGCCAAACUGUAAAGUCAAAAUGGUCGAUCGUAAACAUUUAUGAAAACAAAGGUUUGCGUUUAGCGGUGUGGUUAAGAGACAUUGUAGAAAUGGGCAGUGUUUCUGACUUAGUAUCUUGGCCAGAUAGUGACAACCCAGAAACACUCAGCCCGAGGAUAGUACUGUUCAGGCCAGGUUAGUAGAAAAUGUGUCCAACUAGCCCGCCGGAUAGUAAAAAUGUUAGUCCUCUAGCCAGGUUGGCCAGUGCCCAAAAUCCUUCAGUUACAUCCCUGAUUAGACACUUCAUAUCAAACUUGAUGUUAACCACUGUCUUAUCAAGCAUUAGGUUAUCCAAUCAGAAGUUAUGUGAUCUUCAUGUCAUCCAAUAGGAAUCCAUAUGGUCUUUAUGUCAUCCAAUAGGAAUCCUUAUGGUCUUUAUGUCAUCCAAUCAGAAGUUACGUGAUCUUCAUGUCAUCCAAUAGGAAUCCAUAUGGUCUUUAUGUCAUCCAAUCAGAAGUUACAUGAUCUUCAUGUCAUCCAAUAGGAAUCCAUAUCCUCUUUAUGUCAUUUUUACAGUCAAAUAGAUGAAACCAUAAUCAUAAACAGAAGCUUUCUUCUUUUACACGAAUGGAAUAGAUUUAUAGCAAUAUUUCUUACUUUCUUAUUUCUUACCAAGAGCACAAGAUAUGGUGACAUUUCUACACAAAUAAAUUCAAAGGGAUUUAGAAAAACAUGUGAAGAUAUGUGUUAGUUGUGACCUAAUGGACUGUUAUACUGUAAAUGUUUAUUUUUCUUAAUGUCACGUCCUGACCAUAGUUCUUAUGUGUGUUGCUUGUUUUAGUGUUGGUCAGGACGUGAGCUGG